Molecule: messenger RNA, 528 nt
Organism: Phialemonium atrogriseum
Lineage: Eukaryota; Fungi; Ascomycota; Sordariomycetes; Cephalothecales; Cephalothecaceae
Product: cytochrome b5-like heme/steroid binding domain-containing protein
Exons: 2
Coding region: 1-528 (175 amino acids)
Cellular component (GO): membrane; endoplasmic reticulum; endomembrane system
Source: RefSeq, a predicted model, not a curated record
AUGGACUACGUCGAGCAGCGCAUGGCCCAGGAAGCGUCCAAGCCCCCGGGCGAGAGCGACUCCUCCAUCUUCACCCCUCUAAACAUCGCCCUCUUCGGCAUCCUGCUCUACACGCUCUACGCGCUCCUCCUCCGCCCCUCGACGCCGGCCACGCUCCCCAAGGAGGAGCCCGCGAUCGUGUUCCGGACCUUCACGCCGCACACGCUGCUGCCGUACAACGGCGAGGCCGGCGCGCCCGUGUACCUGGCCGUGCGGGGCCGCGUCUUCGACGUGUCGAGCGGGCGCAACUUCUACGGGCCGGGCGGGCCCUACGCGAACUUUGCCGGCCGCGACGCCUCCCGCGGCCUGGCGUGCGGGAGCUUCGACGAGGACAUGUUGACCAAGGACCUGGACGGGCCGCUGGAUACGCUGGCCGACCUCGGGAGGGACGAGCUCGAGGCGCUGCAGGGGUGGGAGGAGAGGUUCUCGGAGAAGUACAUGGUCGUGGGUAGGCUGGUGGCGGUGGGCGAGGAGGAGAAGAAGGCGUGA